AUGUUGAGCUUCUUACUUCUGCUCUUUAAGCUCAGCACACUCAAGACCGACCAUGGUAAGUUACAUUUGGAUGAAAUUCUAUCUUCCUCUUGGUAUUUAGAAAUCCAUGUAGUUGUAGAAAAAAAAUUGAACCUUUGCAACUACCAAGGUCAUGUUGAAGGUUUUCCAAAUUCUGUGGUGACCAUUAGCACUUGUUCCGGAUUAAGGGGAUUGAUACAAUUUGAGAAUAUCAGUUAUGGAAUUGAACCACUAGAGACUGCAGUUAGAUUUGCACACAUGAUAUAUCCUAUAAAGAGUAAGAAUGCAAGCUAUUCUUUAUAUGCCAAGAUGGAUAAUGAAAAACGUCAGCUGUCCCAUAAAAUUCCAAGGAUUAAGUAUGAAUAUUUAGGUUCUGAUGCAGCUGUUGUCACUCAGAAAGUUUUCCAGGUGAUUGAACUUACAAGUACAAUGUUCACUUCUUUUAAUAUUACAUUAGUUUUGUCUUCACUGGAACUUUGGAUAGAUAAUAAUAAAAUUCCUGUAACUGGAGAUGCUAAUGAAUUACUCUAUAGAUUUUUAAACUGGAAAAGUACUUAUCUUGUUUUACGUCCCUAUGAUGUGACAUUCUUACUUGUUUACAGAGACAAAUCUAACUAUGCUGGUGCGACAUUAAAAGGGAAGAUGUGUGAUAAAAAAAGUGCUGGAGGUGUUGCUCUGUACUCUACAACCAUAAGCCUGGAAGCCUUUGCAGUCAUCAUAGCUCAGUUACUUGGUCUCAGUAUGGGGAUCGCAUUUGAUGACAUUAAUAAAUGCCACUGCUCAGGAGCUGCCUGUGUAAUGAGUCCAGAAGCCAUUCAUUCCAGUGGUGUGAAGAUCUUCAGUAACUGCAGCAUAGAAGACUUCAUACAUUUCAUUUCAAAGCCAGUUUCUCAGUGUCUUCAAAAUAAGCCACAUCUGGAGCCAUCUUACAAAACUUCAAGUUGUGGUAAUAAACUUGUGGAAGACGGGGAGCAGUGUGACUGUGGGCACCUUGAGUUUAGAGCAAAAGGAGAAAUAUGUAGGUUAUCAGAAGAUGAAUGUGACCUCACUGAAUAUUGCAAUGGUUCCUCUAAUUUCUGUCCAAAGAACUUCUAUCUUCAUGAUGGUUAUCGAUGCAACAUGAAUCAGUGGGUCUGUAUGAAAGGAAAAUGUUGGGAUGGUACUAGGAUAUGUGAAGAAAUCUAUGGACAAGGUACUCUGUAUGGUUCUCAAGCCUGUUUUGAAGAAAUUAAUUCUAGGAAUGAUCAAUUUGGAAACUGUGGCUUAAGUCUUAGAGGAUUUGUACCAUGUACUUUGAGCAACCUACGUUGUGGAAAAUUAGUGUGUAUAUACAGAAGUAAAUUUCCAUUCUCAAAAGAAAAUGCUGAAGUUCUUUAUACCAGGGUAAAAGGAGACUUAUGUGUUAGCCUGUAUUUCCCCGACAGAAAUACAACUGACCGCCAUAUGUGGGUACCAAGUGGAACCAUCUGUGGUAAUAAUAAAAUUUGUAUAGAAAACAUGUGUGUGGAUGACAAUCUUUUGCCUAAAGAAUGUACCAAUGAAAAAUGCAACCACAAGGGAGGCCCUGACUCCGCUGACUGGAGGCACCCAUUCCUGGUGCCUGGACCACUGAACACGUUUAAAAGACCUUAUCUGGAUGUGGGGACACUCCUGCAUGCUGUCAAAAAGCCCUCCCAGGCUUUUUUAUGGAAGUCCUGGCCCUGCUGCCUGGAAGUCCUGCCACUGCAAACUGGAGGCCCCACCCGAAAUGCCCAGAAGUCCCACCCUUGCCACUUGGAGGUCCUGGACCCUCCAUCUGGAGGACCUGGCACCACAGUCUGGAAGCCCCAAACCCAGCGCCUAGAUGAAGACCUGCUGCCACCCCUCUGA
Elephantulus edwardii (Cape elephant shrew) is the source of this 1887-nucleotide messenger RNA. RefSeq names its product disintegrin and metalloproteinase domain-containing protein 2-like. Bases 1 to 1887 code for a protein of 628 amino acids. The record is from RefSeq and is a predicted model, not a curated record. NCBI's taxonomy places the organism in Eukaryota, Metazoa, Chordata, Mammalia, Macroscelidea, Macroscelididae. The transcript is spliced from 15 exons. Gene Ontology annotation, biological process: proteolysis; binding of sperm to zona pellucida; cell adhesion. Gene Ontology annotation, molecular function: metalloendopeptidase activity. Gene Ontology annotation, cellular component: plasma membrane.